CGCGCGGGUGCAGCGCGCGCGCCCGGCCCGGCGAUGCCCGGGGACGCUCUUCCCUCUGAAGCUGCAACUCAGGCGGGGGCUGGAAUCGGGGCGCCGAGCUCAGUGUCGGCCACCGCCACGGAACCAGGGGCUUCAGACCCGCUGACGCGCUUUGUGUUAUUCUUGGAAAAUUUCGCACCACUUGUGAAUUCCUUGAACCUGGGCAUUGCAAACCCACUUCUUUUGGGCCCAUCUCCUUUGCACUUUGCUCAGAUUAAGACUCAGUUGGCGCUUCAGCAGCUGAAUGCCGUUGCCUCACAUAGUUCAGCACCACCUUAUACUUUAUUAAAUCAGGCUUUCUUGAAAAUAGCCAUGUCGAGACCCAGGUUUAAUCCUCGAGGGAACUUUCCACUGCAGAGGCCACGAGCACCUAAUCCUUCUGGGAUGAGGCCUCCAGGACCAUUUAUGAGGCCUGGAUCUAUGGGUCUUCCAAGAUUUUACCCAGCAGGGAGAGCCCGUGGAAUUCCACACAGAUUUGCUGGCCACGAAUCUUAUCAGAACAUGGGACCACAGAGAAUGAAUGUUCAGGUAACUCAGCAUCGAACUGAUCCAAGAUUGACCAAAGAAAAGUUGGAUUUUCAUGAAGCACAACAAAAGAAGGGGAAGCCUCACGGUAGCCGGUGGGAUGAUGAAUCUCAUUUGUCUGCAUCAGUAGGAGUGAAACAGAGUUCUGUAACACAGGUUACAGAGCGGAAUCCUAAAGUACAGAGCCGCUAUACGAAAGAGAGUGCCUCAAGUAUCUUGGCAAGUUUUGGAUUAUCUAAUGAAGAUUUAGAAGAACUUAGUCGUUAUCCUGAUGAACAGCUAACUCCGGAAAAUAUGCCAUUAAUUUUGAGGGAUAUAAGAAUGCGAAAAAUGGGGCGCCGGUUACCUAAUUUGCCUUCCCAAAGCAGAAAUAAAGAAACCCUUGGCAGUGAUUCCGUUUCAAGCAAUGUGAUUGAUUAUGGGCAUGCAAGCAAAUACGGCUACACAGAAGAUCCACUUGAAGUUCGUAUUUAUGAUCCUGAAAUUCCAACUGAUGAAGUUAAGAAUGAAUUUCGAUCACAGCAGAACAUUUCUUCAUCUGUUCCCACUCCAAAUGUGAUAUGUAAUUCUGUAUUUCCCGUUGAAGAUGUAUUUCGACCCAUGGACUUUCCCAAUGAGUCCGGUAAUCAGUCAUUUUUCCCUAUUGAGAGUGGAACGAAGAUGUCAGGCUUACAUGUUUCAGGAGGACACUCAGUCCUUGAACCUGUAAAAUCGGUCAGCCAGUCCAUUAGCCAAACAGUUAACCAGACAAUGAGUCAGUCUUUGAUUCCUUCAUCUAUGAACCAGCAGCCAUUUUCAUCAGAAGUCAUUUCAUCUGUAAGCCAUCAAGAUCGAAUCUCUCGUGAAUCUGUGGUUAAUUCAUCUAAUGUACAUGGAUCAUCAGGAGGAAGUAAAAAGAGUUACCGGUCAGAGGCUGACAUUCCAAUUCAGUCUCCCUUUGGGAUUGUGAAAGCAUCAUGGUUACCAAAGUUUUCACAUGCUGAUGCCCAGAAGAUGAAGAGACUACCUACACCUUCUAUGAUGAAUGAUUACUAUGCAGCAUCUCCGAGAAUAUUUCCACAUUUGUGUUCUCUGUGUAACGUAGAAUGUAGUCAUUUGAAGGAUUGGAUUCAACAUCAAAAUACAUCUACUCAUAUUGAGAGCUGCCGGCAAUUACGUCAACAGUAUCCUGAUUGGAAUCCUGAGAUCCUACCAUCAAGAAGAAAUGAAGGCAAUAGGAAAGAAAAUGAAACUCCAAGAAGACGUUCUCAUUCCCCCAGUCCUAGACGUUCCAGGAGAUCAAGCUCAAGUCACAGAUUCCGACGAUCUCGAAGUCCAGUACAAUAUAUAUAUAGACCAAGAAGUCGAAGUCCAAGAAUUUGCCAUCGCUACAUUUCUAGAUACCGGUCCAGAUCCCGUUCACCACAUCGAAUGAGACCUUCAUAUAGGGGCAGUCCAAAAUGCUACCGAUCAGUUAGUCCUGAAAGGACAGUAAGGAGAUCAGUGAGAUCAUCAGAUAGAAAAAAAGCAUUAGAAGAUGUAGUACAACGAUCUGGACAUGGGACAGAAUUUAGUAAACAGAAGCAUCUUGAAGCAGUUGAUAAAGGACUCUCACCAGCAUUAAAGCCUAAAACUGGCAGUGGAUCAAAGCCAUUCAUUAAAUCUACAAGCGCUACGAAGAGUGAUUCAAGUUCAGCACAUCCUACUCGUUAUAAAUCAAAGAAUCUUGAAGAUGAAACCUUACCAGAAUCUAAACAGGUGUCUGAUAAACCGGUUUCUCUUCAGCGUAAGCUUCGGAAAGAUCAGGCUUCACCUUAUGGUUCAGUUCUACUUGUAUCUGAAUUACCAGAGGAUGGGUGUACUGAAGAUGAUGUUAAGAAAAUAUUUCAGCCGUUUGGGAAAGUAAAUGAUAUCCUUAUUGUUCCAUAUAGAAAGGAGGCUUACUUGGAAAUGGAAUUUAAAGAGACAGUUACUGCAGUCAUGAAGUAUAUUGAAACAACACCUCUUCUGAUAAAAGGGAAAAGUGUUAAAGUAUGUGUUCCAGGAAAGAAAAAAUCCCAGAACAAAGAGUUGAAAAAGAAGACAUUAGAUUCAAAGAAAACACUUUCAUCUACAUUAAAAAAGGAUUCAGAUACUUCAAAAGCUGCUGAAACUGUGACUGCUACAAUGAUAGGAAUUGAAUCCAGGGCUUCACAUAUGAAAGUCAAAACUGGACAAGCAAAGACAUCUGUAGCCAAAGUGAAUAAAUUUUCAGGGAAACCUGCUGGUUCUAUAAAAACUGUGCUAACAGGUGCUAAAGGUAAAGCUUCAAUUAAAACAGCCAAAUCUAGUGGAAAGAAAUUGCUGGAAAUCAAAAAAAGUGGCAUUGGCAAAAAAGAUACUAACAAAUCUUUGAUCGUACCAGAAAAAUCUGAACUAAAGAGCAAGAUGAAAGCCAAGGCUACUGAAAAUACUUGCAAUGAAACUGUUCCAGAAGCUGUUUUGGAUGCACUAGAAAAUGAACCAGUUAAAAAGGAAACAGAGGAAAUGUGUGUGAUACUUAUUUCUAAUUUGCCUAAUAAAGGAUAUUCUAUAGAAGAAAUUUGCAACCUAGUAAAACCUUUUGGUGGUUUAAAGGAUAUUUUGAUCUUAUCAUCUCACAAAAAGGCUCUUCUAGAGUUAAGUAAAAAAUCUGCAGAUUCUAUGGUGAACUUUCAUACCUCCUUCCCAAUAUCAGUAGAUGGGAAUCAACUCUCAAUAAGUAUGGCUCCAGAAAAUAUGAAUAUAAAAGAUGAGGAAGGUAUAUUUACAACCUUGAUUAAAGAAAAUGACCCAUCGGGAAAUAUGGAUAAAAUUUACAACCGAUUUGUACACCUUGAUAAUUUACCAGAAGAUGGACUUCAGUGUGUACUUUGUAUUGGACUUCAAUUUGGAAAAGUGGAGCAUCACAUAUUCAUGAGUAAUAAAAACAAGGCAAUUCUUCAGCUAGAUAGUCCUGAAUCUGCUCAGUCAAUGUACAGCUUUCUGAAACAGCAUCCACAGAACAUAGGUGAUCAUGUAUUGACCUGCAAAUUAUCUCCAAAAAUAAAUUUGUCAGAGGAUCAAGCAGAGAAGUAUACAGGACCAGGAAAAGAAAGCCCUGACUUGAAAAACAAUCCAAUUGAUGAAAGUGAGGUGCAGACAGCAACUGAUAGUCCUUCUGUUAAACCUAGUGAGGUUGAAGAAGAAACUAUUACCAACAUUCAAACAGAAACUUGUACACAAAGGGAAGAACCUGGUGAGGAAAAACCUGAAAAAGCACUGUGUGACCCUGACUUGACAAUAGAAACAUUGGAAAUUAAAACUCAGGAUAAGAUCAAGGUGGAAAUUCCUCUCGUAGCAUCUGUUCCAGCCAGUAUUGAAUUACUCACUGAAAAUCUAGAGGAAUCAGUUUUAAAUCAGCAGGUGUGUACCAGUGAUUUUCAUACAGAAGAGGAAGAAAUUAUUAAUCCUGUAACAGAAUUAUUAACAUCUGAAAGUGCAUUUAUAGAAGAAAGGAGUAUCAAAGGAAUUCUAGAAGAAUCUCCAUCAGAAGCAGAAGAUCUUUUCUCUGGCAUUACACAGUCUAUGAUGGGAUCUGUAGCUGAAGUAAACAAAUAUAAAACUGCUUCAGAAGUAAUACCAUCUACUUGUGUUACUGCAUUAGUAUCAGGAAUUUCCACUGAGAAUGAGAAGGCAGUGAGCAAAAAGGAAAUUUCUGGGAAAAGUAACAUGGAUGAAAAGGAGGAGAAUGAAUUUAAUGCAAAGGAAACCAGAAUGGAUCUGCAGAUCAUAACAGAAAAUACUGAAAAAAAUGAUGCUAAGGUGGUUGCAGAGAAGUUGGAAAAGGUCAUGGCAGCAAUGAAAGAAAAGCCUGCAGAAAACAUUGUGAAUAAGGCAUUCUCAAAUAAAGGAGAAGGUCAGGUAAAUAAGCCUGAUGAAACUGGUAAAACUAGUACGUUCCCUGUACCAAAUGUAUCUAGUGGUAAAACAAGUAUGAAAGCCAGAACGGUCGUUUCUCCAAAGAUAAAAGCUACAGCUUCAAAAUUUGAAAACCAAAAAAGUUUCCUGAGAUCUGUACUCAGAGAUCAAAUAAUUGCUGAGAAGAAACUUGCAGCUAAAGAAGUGGGUCUGCUUAAACCAACAACUGCCAGGCCAGGCUUGACUGAUUGGAGCAGUAAAUUUAAACCCACUCAGAGCGCUUUUCCCAGAAGCAGUGGAAGGAUCUCAGCCUUUCAAGGCAAGGAUUCUAAACUGGAUUUCAGGGAUAUUACAAAACAGUCUCAGGAAACAGAGGCUAGACCUCUCUUCAUGAAAUGGGAAGACAGCAGCAACAAGACUUUUUCUGGGCAAAGCACGAAGAAUCCCAAAAGCACCCCGACUAGAAGCUCCAAGUGUAAUGAGGAACUGCUAUUAUUUUCAUUUAACUUGGAUGAAUGUGUUACUGUGGAUGAGGUUAUAGAAGAUGUGAACCCUUUUCAAACCAAGCAGAGUCCACUAAAGACAAAAAGAAAGGAAGCCCUCAAAAGUACGCCUGAGCUUAACUUAAAGAAGAAGGGGAAAACAUCUGCCUCUCAUGUUGCUGAGGGAGAAUUAUCUUUUGUAACAUUAGAUGAGAUAGGGGAAGAGGAGGAUGCAGCUGCACAUCUGUCACAGAAUCUCGUCACUGUGGAUGAAGUCAUUGAUGAAGAGGAAAUAAAUAUGGAAGAAAUGGUAAAAAAUUCAAAUUCACUUCUUACACUAGAUGAAUUAAUUGAUCAAGAUGAUUGCGUUUCUCAUAGUGAACCUAAAGAUGUUACAGUACUGUCAGUGGCUGAAGAACAAGAUCUUCUCAAACAGGAGCGUUUGGUGACUGUGGAUGAGAUUGGAGAAGUAGAAGAGCUACCUUUAAAUGAUUCAGCAGACCUGAGUUUUACUUUAAAUACUAAAGUAGAUGAGGAAAAUACUGGAAGAGAUAGCAUUGGGUUCAUUUCUUCUCAGAUGCCUGAAGACCCUUCUACUUUAGUUACUGUAGAUGAAAUACAAGAUGACAGCAGUGAUCUGCAUUUAGUGACUUUAGAUGAAGUAACUGAAGAGGAUGAAGAUUCUUUAGUGGAUUUUAACAAUCUUAAAGAGGAACUUAAUUUUGUUACUGUUGAUGAAGUUGGAGAAGAGGAAGAUGUAGCUAAUGAUUUGAAAAUAGAAUUCGCACAAAGAAAAAAUGAUCAUUCUGCAGAUAAGAGAGAGAGAAAAAAGAGAGCAAUGGACACAAAGAAAACAAAACUCGAAGCCUUGUCCAAAGUAGGUCCAAAAAAUGAGAAUAUUAUGGAAGAAGAUCUGAAAAGCACGAUUGAAAGACAUUUAACAGUUGAUGAAGAAUCUAAAUUAAAGGAUUCAGAACCAGAACGAAAACGCAGGAAAAUUGAAGAUGACUCUUCUUUAGGAACAUCAGUGACAUCUGAUGUCUCUGAAGAUUUAGACUUUCUUGUACCGAAGGCUGGGUUCUUCUGUCCAAUUUGUUCCCUCUUCUACUCAGGUGAAAAAGCAAUGACAAAUCACUGCAAGAGUACACGCCAUAAACAAAAUAAACAGAAGUUCAUGGCCAAGCAAAGAAAGGAAAAGGAGCAGAAUGAGGCUGAAGAAAGAAGCUCUAGGAUUUUCACUUCCCAUCUCUGAUCUUGACCUCAGUCUUUUUGGAAGUGCAAGUGCCAAGAGAAGAAAACAGACACCAAGAAAUAAGGGCACAGUUCUCCUAAGUGAAAGCAGAGACGGUUCUCUCACCCUUUGGGGUUCCUCAAGCCAUGAGCGGAAUGAAAGGGAAAGGGAUCCAAUGGGGUGUAUCUGAUGUACACGACGGAAUGAUUAGUCCUAACUCGGGGGAAACCAAUUGCUUCCACCCAGGAGAGGCAAGAAGGAUCAUGUUUGGAACUCACAAGAUUCAUGGGAAUGCCCCUUGGGACUCUUGCCCACUCGUCCUAGUGGCUGGAGACUGCAGCAGUUCAGUAAUGACAAGACCAGUCAGGACUCACUUCUGCCUGAUCUUACACUGGUGAGGCCAGAGGAAGAAGGAAUGAGUAAAGGAAAAAUUAAGCUGUCAUUUUCAGCAUAGGUCCUAUUACUAGAUUUAAAGUGAAGACUAGUUAUGAUUUUAAAAAUGUUAUGCCCCAGCCUCAUUAAUUCACAUACUGGGUAUUACAGACUAAGGAUGCUCUGACAAGUAACCCGCUCUAACACCACUAAGAGACUUGGAUAUCCGUCAAGAUGAACCUCCAAGCUUAGACUUGAAGGGAAGAUAAUCUUGGAUGGGCAAGUGUUCUCCAAUGUCGGGGGCAUCAGUGGGAUCUGAUUUCUGGAUCAGACAUCGGGUAAUAAUGAGCAGCCAUGGAGUUACUGUCACUGUCGCUCUGAGUAACACUAGCACAUGCUUUGUCCUGUUGUCUCAGAAGGAACUUUGAUUCAGUCUUGUUUUCCCUCAAGGCAAGGAGCUCUUCCUAGAUGACUGUUGGAGAAAAUAAAUAAAAGCUUGGAAGGGUGGGGCUUGCCAAGGGAAGGAAACAAGGUAGGUUACCUGAGUUUGAUGAGGAAAGAUAGUCCCACAGUAAACAAAGGGUUUAAACCUUGCAAAUUGGCCGUUGCCCUGCCAAGCAUUUAUCCCAAAGAUAAUCCUCCCAAGUUUCCCUUAUAAGUCUCCCUCUCCAUCAGUAUUCAUUUUGUUGCUCAAGAUUAGGAUCUGUGUAGCAGUUUUCUUUAUUCUGAGUUCAUUUUCCAAGAGAUGGAAUUGUCUCUGAGAAAAGACAUUACCAGAUAAAAUAUCUUUGAGAUAGUGUAUCUUCCCAAAUUUCCACCUCAGCUUGCCAUUGCACUAUUAUUAUCACUAUUAAUCAUAUUCCCUCUUUUCCCUCUCAAUUCUUUCCUGGAGGCUUUCUUGUAUGAGUCUUGGUGAAGAUUGCCAUGCAAUAAUAUGUCUUGAUUCCUAGAACUUUUGCCUGCUGCUUCCUAGUUAUGUUUGAACAAGGAAUAUCUUUUGCCUAUC
Molecule: messenger RNA, 7552 nt
Organism: Sorex araneus (European shrew)
Lineage: Eukaryota; Metazoa; Chordata; Mammalia; Eulipotyphla; Soricidae
Gene: ZNF638
Product: zinc finger protein 638
Exons: 29
Coding region: 34-6195 (2053 amino acids)
Biological process (GO): regulation of RNA splicing
Cellular component (GO): nucleus
Molecular function (GO): zinc ion binding; mRNA binding
Source: RefSeq, a predicted model, not a curated record